UUUCUGUUCCUUGCAGCCGAUUUCAAAUCUCAAACUUUGUCACACAUCUGCCACUGUUACAUUAAUUAAUGUGAAAGUAAGUUAGACAAAGAAGAUGAUAUCAAUAUAAAGAAUGAGUUCAAGACGACCUUUGAGCAGCCUUGGCCUUGCUGUCCCUGUGGUGACGAAGCUUUUAGACGCAGAUUUCGUGUAUGAUGAUGAUGUGCAAAGCCUGAAGCCAACAGAGUUGAGUGCAGCUACCGGGCUGACCUUAAAGGAGAGUGCCGAGGUAUUACGUUUGGCAGCAAGCGUGAAUGCAGAGCAGCCAGUCACCGUUAUGCAGAUGAUUGAAGAUGAGAGUGACGUGUGUCAUGUAGUAACCUUUUGUGAAGCUCUUGAUGAUAUGCUUGGGGGAGGCAUACCCCUGCGUGCAAUAACAGAAAUAUCAGGGACGCCAGGUAUUGGGAAAACACAGCUCUGCUUGCAAGCAUGUGUGUCUGUACAACUUCCGGACAGUGUGGGUGGUGUUGGUGGAGAGGCCGUUUUUGUAGAUACUGAAGGUAGUUUUACUGUUGGAAGACUAAAAGAUAUGGCAAGUCAUGCAGUAGAACAUGUUCAGAACAUUGCAGGAGAUGAAAUAGAUGUGUCUUCCUUUACAAUUGAAUCAAUUCUGAAGGGAGUUCAUUACUUUAGAUGUCACAGUUACAUUGAAGUUCUUGCUGUGAUACGUCACCUGCCGGUCUUCCUUCAGUCACACCCAAAACUGAAGCUUUUUGUCAUUGACUCCAUUGCCUUCCAUUUCCGUCAUGACUUCCCAGACAUGAUGGCCCGAACAGGUCUUCUGUGCAGGAUAACACAGCAACUGAUACAGCAGGCUACCAAAUAUAAUAUGGCUGUAAUUGUCACAAACCAAAUGACCACAAGAAUAGAAAGUGGUGGAUCUCAGUUGGUAGCUGCCCUAGGGGAGACUUGGGGUCACUGUCCAACCAUGAGACUCACUCUACACUGGUCAGGACGAGUGCGAGUUGCUUCUCUCACAAAGGCCCCACACAGGAAUAAUGCUUCUAUUCAGUACCAGAUAACGAAAGCUGGCAUUCGUGAUAUAACUCCCUUUAUGGCUGAUGCAAGUACUCCAUUGACAAUGGAUUCUCCUGACAGAAAAAAGAGAAAAUUAAGCACUUCAAUGUAAUUUUACUUCAAAGGUCUUACCAGAAACACUGCUGUGGUGAAAAAGGCCAUAUAUCAUCCAUUUAUGUAUUUUUUAGUCCUAUAGUUAUUAGAUAAAAUUUGUAGUGUUUUCUAUUGAGCAAGAUAUAUAUGUAUAUAUUGUUUUAGCAAAGGAUUUUUUUUAUUUUUACAAAAAAAAAAAUAAAUAAAAACUAUAAAUAAUACUUUUUUCAAUCAAAAUGGAAACUGUAAAAAUUAAUAGUAUGAAAGCCUGUUAAUCCCUAACAUGAUGGGGCCAGAAUUUUCUGACAAUCAUUACACAAGUCAUUUCUAUCUAGCUUGGCCUGUGCUGGGUAAAACCAGUCCACCUGCUUGCUCGCUGGAGCGAGUCAUGACAUUUAUGUCAUAUGCAUUACAUCAUGGCUGCUGUAGGUGAGACCAUCAAAAAAGGGAUAUAUAACCAUGAUAUAGCACACAUUAAUUAUUUCAGGCAAUAUAUUUUUCAUUUCACAUGUACAGACAAUAUGUAAAUAUAUUUAAUUCAAUAUCUUCCUAAAUACAAAUGGAUGGCAAUUCAGCUUGGGUGGAGAAAGAAAAGUUAGAAUGGAAUGUGAAGAAAAGUACAGGAAGUUGUUGUUGUUGCUGUUGUUUUUUUGAGGGUGGGGGAGGGGGGUUGCUUGUUUGCUACACUGAGUUUUGAAUGAGACAGACAUUGGCACAGUCAAGGUAGUGCAAGUUCAAGGAAACUCUAGUCAAACACUGGCCAAAUGACUAUUUUGAGGUAUAUGCAUUUUCCACAUCUUUCAUCCUUGAACAUACUUUCUUACAUUUACCAGGUAAGAUAUAAAAUUGUCAAUUCUCAUAUUGUUUUGCAUUUUGGUAAUGUAUUGUGAAAUAUAAUUAUAUUCAUUGUACUAAUUCUAGACUGGUUACCACUAAACAUGGUACAGGACUCCCUUCAUUCCAAUCCAUAAUGAACAAUUUUCAUGCCACAUGUGUCUGCCUUUCUUAUGCUGGAUUAUAUAUUUUGAGGCCCAAGUAUUACUUCAUCAUACAUGAUGCACUCAUAUUUAGAAAUUUACUAAAAAAGCUACAUCAUAUAUAUAUAUCUCACUUUCAUUGGCUAAAUGUGGUGAUGUCAUUAGCUCGGCCUCCUUGUUUGAUCCCAACAAUUUGUGAUAUUUUGUAAUUUUUUUCAGUGCUUUUUUUUUUUUUUUUUUUCCCAGUAGACAAUCCCUCCCAAGUUAUGACAAUGAUGUCAUUGGUUUAUAACUACUAGAGUGUUUAACCCUACUAGAGCAUUUGCUUUCAUUCAUUUGAGAAUCUGAAUGAGAAGAGAAAACAAGGGAAAGUGAGAGAAAGUAUGUAAAAAAUAAAAAAGAAAAGCUUGAAGUCAAACAAGGAGAGGGAGUGGGUAAGAAAAAAAGGGGGGGGGGGGCAGAUAAAUCAAAUAGGAUAUGAAAAAAGUAGGGCAUAAUCAACUAACUAGCCACAAUGGUGGCUUUGUGAAGAAAAACAGUAAUAUGAGCAGCCACAGAGCAAAGCCUCUCAAAAACAGGUAGACUAUUUUUCUGCAAUAAUUCUGUUAAUGCUUUGGAUGAUUCUUCCAGAUACAAACCUCCAAACCCACCUUUUCUACCCCUUCAUCUCCCUGUGCAAAUCCAUGUUUUAUUCUUGCCUCUCUCUUUCUUGUCAAUGAGUAUUGCAUAAAAUAAGAUUUCCCAUAGUGUAAGGCAUGUAAAACUCCCUACCAAUACUCCCCUUCCCUUGAUAAUUCCAACUGUCUUCUAGUCAUAUGAGUGCCUCUAUUGUUGUCUGCCUUAUUCCACUUGUGAAUAAACACCAUCUCCUCCCUCUCUCCCUCUUUGGUCCUUCUCCCCUUUGCACUCUCCCUCUCUCCAUUUUCAAUGGCAGUGAUUACUUUGUUCAGGUUACUCUGAUAUCUAAUAGAACUGACAUUCCUGCACCCACAGGUUAUUAUGUAAUUUUGAGGUCUGGCAGUGACAUUUCACUACUGGUGAUAUGACUCAAGCUCCACUAUAGGUAUUUAUGUCAGUAAGAGGCACCAACCUACUCAGCUGUGUGUUGACACAAUUCUAACAUUAGAAGUGGGGGGGGGUGAUAUUAAAUGAAAGAUAAUGAUGAUCAUGCAUCUGCAGUAACAUACAUAAUUCAUUUAUUUAUCUAUUGAAAAACUUCUGUCAUGUCAACAUUUAGGGUCAUUAGCAACUAAUUCAAAAUAAGCUUAUUGACGAAACCCCUCCCACUCCGGUAAAGAAAUAUUUUGGUUCAUAUGGUGAUGUUUGUGGGUUCCCAGACUGGUUCAUGGUCAGAUAUCAAAGGCCAGAAAGCACUAUGAAGACGUAUUGUGGCAAAAAGGUUAAAAAUGAGUUGCCAAUUACGACAAAGUAUGUAUGUUAGAUGUCAAAAGUUGUGAAGUGCUCUCCGUUAGCGUUGUAAUGAAAAGGGUAAAGAGGAAUGAUCAAAUGGAGUACAAAGGCCAUUCAGGACUGACAAAAAGCCAGCCUUUCAUUCUUUCAGCACAGCUCUCACACUUCAGGAUGUGAACAGGAGAAAGGGAAGAAGGAGAAGGAAAAAGAAAGGGGGAGAAGAAAAGACCAUGCAAAUUAGGUAUGGCAAGGGCUGAGAUUCAAGGUAGGGAUAACCCCUUACAUAGGGUUUCUGUCUCCAUCUCAUAAGCCCCCUAUGACAACAAGCAGCAAGGGGGGGUGGGGGGUUAAGGAUUGAACAAGCAACACAUUCAGUACUUUAGGUUAGUGGGAGGAAGGGGUGAAGGGGAACAUGAUGAGCAGGAUGGAUGGAUGUCUGCAAUCACUUUGCAAAGGAAAGGAAAGUCAGGGGUCAGGAUACCAGAGAAGUUAAUUUCAGAUAGAAUAGUUGAAGGGGGAGCAAGCUCAAUGCCACUAAUAAAGGUACAAAAUCAUUAUUGGCCAUUGUGAGCCUGAAAUAUGUGGGGAAGAGAAAAAGUCUACCCCUUAUGGUCCCUCUAUGAGGGAUAAAGAGGACUGUUCAGGACACACAAAGACAGCCGUUUGCCCUUUCAACACAGAUCCUACAUCUUAGGAAGUGGACAGAUAAGGUUGGAAAAGUGAGGGGGAGGGAGAGAGAAAACAAAGAAGGGAGAGGUGAUCAACAUAGGGCCUUCGCUCCCAUCUCUAAUGCCUCCCCAUGAUGAUAACAGGCAUGGGAUUGGGGGAUAUAUAAAGCUAAAGAAUGGAAUUCAUCCUGGGUAUUUGCUAACUUUACAAAUCAUUCUGUGCUAAUAUGCCAAAAUUUCUGAACUUUCUUUAGUGAGAGAAACUAACAAGUAUAAAUUAGUGUAGAUGAUUGUGUCAAAAUCUUCAAUUUAUAAAAUCAAGUCUAUAUAUUCCUAGAGAUGACAAUUUGUUUCCUGAGAAUUACCAAAAGAGUGCUGUCAAUCAUUUUGCUAUGAAACAGCACAAUCAGUACAUUUCCUACUGAUUAUUCAUCUUAUAGCUUUGUAAUUGUUUCACUGUGGCAGCAGCCUUCAAAAGUUCUUGGCAGUUUUAGGACUAGUAUCAAUUAUAGAGGUAAUGCUACACUGCAACAUGUUAUUUGCAGUGUCAAAAAUGUAAAAAUUUUAAAGCAUUUCUAGAGAAGGAUGUAUAUACACAUAUAAAUCAAUCUGUAUUGUAAUUGGUUUAAUAUUCCAUCUUUUGCUACAUAUAUAAAUAGUGAGCUUCAAUUAUGGUGUAGUUCUGGAAUUCAUAUGAAAACAAAAUGACAAUCUGUUUCUGAUGUAUUUCACUUACUUAAAAUGUUUAUGUACAA
This is a messenger RNA of Penaeus vannamei (Pacific white shrimp), 4959 nucleotides long. RefSeq names its product DNA repair protein RAD51 homolog 3. The record is from RefSeq and is a predicted model, not a curated record. Gene Ontology annotation, biological process: DNA repair; reciprocal meiotic recombination; meiotic DNA recombinase assembly. Gene Ontology annotation, cellular component: Rad51B-Rad51C-Rad51D-XRCC2 complex; replication fork; Rad51C-XRCC3 complex. Gene Ontology annotation, molecular function: ATP-dependent DNA damage sensor activity; ATP binding; four-way junction DNA binding. NCBI's taxonomy places the organism in Eukaryota, Metazoa, Arthropoda, Malacostraca, Decapoda, Penaeidae.